Molecule: messenger RNA, 1512 nt
Organism: Aspergillus ruber CBS 135680
Lineage: Eukaryota; Fungi; Ascomycota; Eurotiomycetes; Eurotiales; Aspergillaceae
Exons: 2
Coding region: 438-1421 (327 amino acids)
Source: RefSeq, a predicted model, not a curated record
GCAAGAUGCAGGAAAGUACUGAAACCGCUCUAGACUCGGAUUGAAUAAUUAUGGGGCUUGGUGUGCAGGCAUCAAGAUUCCAAGGCGGCACGUUUCAACGUCAGUUCAGAGUAUACCAUACACAGAGGAUAGCAUGGAUAGAGGAAAGAUAUGGGUUUAAACAUAGACAAGCAGGAAGGAGAGGGAGGAAUAUAAGUGUAGAGGACCAAUGGGGGGGAUGGUACAAAGAAACAAUCAGGCGCAUUCGGAGUACAAGCAUGUAUACAGGAUCGACAUAGCCAUCCAUUCAGAGAGCCGCUCCAACGCGUCAACUUCCUCCACUGUUGCAAGACCUCCUCUCCUCCCAUUCCCUCAUUCCUCAUUACCAUUCCUAUUCUCUCUCCUUACUAUUUCUCACCACCAGUCACUCUUUUGACAGUCCUUCGUUGAUAUAUAUCAUGUUACUACGCUUCCUAUCAGUCCUCUAUCUCGGUGCAUGCACCGCACUAGCCACACAACCUCGGAAUGAUACUCUUGUGCAUCGGUCAGACGUCAAUCAAAUCCGUCUACCAUGCGCGCCAUGCGCGUUCGCAGAUACUACCUGUUCGCAGGAUAGAAAGCCAAAUGCAUACUUGACCGUCGACUUCACAAUGACAAACGGCACACUUGCCGCCAACGACAUCCCUAUCUUCCCAUCUACCUCCAUGGAUAUGCAGCUCCCGGCUACCCGCCAUUGGUCCUCGAGAACAAGCAAAGAAACUGAAGAGGUUCAUUUAACCUACGCCCUGCAUACACAGCGAGUUCCGCCGCGCGCGCAGGGGAAGUUAUACCGUUUUACAAUAAAUCUACUCGAUAGCCAGGGUCGACCCGCUACCACGGAUCUAGUCAGUCUUACGCUUGUCCGCAAUGCAGAGGAGCGACUCGUGCUGUCAAGUAUCAGGGUGGAGCCAGCAGUGCACCACGCCCAGCACUGGAAGCUGAAGUAUUGGAAGACGCAGGUUGGGGGAUACAUGGUCACCGUGAAAGAAGCAGUCAAGAACCGGCUGCACGGGGAGCCAAAAUCCUCAGACAAGCUACUCAUCAUCGACGGACACCGUCACUCAACAGAGUCAGAGCAGGGUCUCGACUCCACACCAAAAAUCCCGUCAGACGACGACUCGCAUUUCCAGAUCCUCUCGCUUUACCAAUUCACUUAUUACCCCUCACAGCACAACAGUUCCAAUCGUCAUUUCCUGCGCCUUGUCCGGCCGAUUAUCAUGCCGGCGUUGCUGGGCAUUAUGGCUGGUUUUGUGGCAUGCGUGAUUGGAUUCCUGGUUGGGCGGAUCGGAGCCUCGAUUUAUUUCCAUGUACGGGGUAAGAAACAGACUGGUUCUGCUUCGGCAGCGGAUGUAGAGGAGGGCUUUGUUUCGGAGAAGCAGAGACUUUUAGAGAUGUAUGAGUAGUGCCAUUCUUUAUCAUUUCUUUUUAAACCUGAACCCAAAAUAAACUGGAAUAUAUAAACAGUAGGGGCUGAAAAAUGCCAAUAAGGCCGGC